AUGACCACUCCUUCAGAAAUCCAAGCCAGCCGCGAAGCCGACUACAAGCGCUUCAAGAACUAUGCCGCAUAUGCAUUCCUCAUCGGCGCCCCAAUCCUCGUUGCGCUUCCACCCCGCAAACUCGACCCGCUCACCGUGCUAGUCCUCUGCUCAUUCGGCGCAUCAGCAAACCACAUCGUCGGAGACCGCACAGGAAAAAGCAUCAUUGACCGAAUCGAUGCCAGGAUCUCCCGCAUUCACAAUCCCAUGUCAUCACUACCCAGUGAACGUGCACAGGAGAUCCAAGAUCGCCUCCGCGCCUCGCGCGAUGCACAAAUUCGCCAGGCCGAGAAUGAGAAGCUGUCGGCCCGGAUUCAGGAGUUGUCGGAGAGUGGCGAUUCUUCUGUAAGCGCGGAGAUUGAGAAGCUCAAGGCGCGUCAGCUUGCGGAGAAGGGGGUUGUACAGCGGGUUUGGAUGGGCGGGGAGUCGGAAGGAUGGAAGGAGCGGAGGCUGCGGGAGGAGCAGGAGGCUCUUGCUGAAGGGAAGGGGUAUGGGGAUCUGAUUCAGGAGCAUAUCUGGGAUGUUUGGACUUGGGGAGGGAAAGAUGGGAAGGGGGGUGAGGGUGUCAAAGAUGAAAUGAAGGGCGAGUCUGUGAAGAAGGAUUAA
Molecule: messenger RNA, 645 nt
Organism: Penicillium olsonii
Lineage: Eukaryota; Fungi; Ascomycota; Eurotiomycetes; Eurotiales; Aspergillaceae
Source: the annotation of a GenBank genome assembly